Messenger RNA from Corylus avellana, 1603 nucleotides. Its product is annotated as Exostosin family protein. Gene Ontology annotation, molecular function: glycosyltransferase activity. The record is from RefSeq and is a predicted model, not a curated record. NCBI's taxonomy places the organism in Eukaryota, Viridiplantae, Streptophyta, Magnoliopsida, Fagales, Betulaceae.
CCAGUAGGAGUCUCCAGCCUCCGAUAAUUUAACUUUCCAAACCGUUUUUCCCUGGCUUUCUCGAGAAAACAGAAUCCGAGCAACCAAACACCGAAGCCAUAGACUGAGAAUGGGAGCUUACCCCGGAUGCUCUGUUACUAUACUCUCGUCGCUCUGCGUGGCUUCGAUCCUCAUCGUUUCGAUUCUCUCACGCCCUUUUUUCAGUACGCUGGUGAGCUUCUCCGCGCCCCCGAAGUCGGAGUUCUCCGUACCAAUGGUGGAGUUGCAAAAGAAGAUCAAUAGCGAUGAUCAAGUCCGAGCUGUCGGUACCGGUGAUUCGCCUACCGGUUUUUACAUUAACCGGUUCGGGAACCGAACCUUAGUAAGAAAGAAAGUGAAACUUAGCAGAGAGCAAGAGCUGGAACAAGGACUCGCACACGCACGAGCUUCGAUUCGCAGAUCAGCAGCUUCAAAGCUCAAUCUCUCAGCAACCGUCAAAGGCGACGAUUACGUACCCUCCGGGAUUGUCUAUCGUAACUCCCGCACAUUUUACCAGAGCUAUUUAGAGAUGGAAAGAAGAUUCAAGGUGUACGUGUACCCGGAAGGGGACCUACCCAUCACCCACGAUGGUCCAUGCAAGGACAUCUACAGCAUCGAAGGGAGAUUCAUCCACGAGAUGGAGCACGGUAAUGGGAAUUUCAGGACGAGGGAUCCCCGCCGGGCUCACGUUUACUUCAUGCCCUUCAGCGUGACGUGGAUGGUGAAGUACCUCUACCAAAGUCUCUCUCACAAUCACAACCCUCUACUGGAGUUUGUCUCUGAUUAUGUGAGAGUGGUUUCCAUGAGGUACCCCUUCUGGAAUAGAACUCGUGGGGCGGACCAUUUCAUGCUUUCCUGUCAUGAUUGGGGUCCCAUUGCUUCGGGGGGCAAUCCCUUCCUCUACAACACAUCCAUCCGAGUCCUUUGCAAUGCCAACUCCUCCGAAGGCUUCAACCCUCAAAAAGACAUUAGCCUCCCUGAAAUUCACCUCUACAGCGGCAAAGUAUCUCCCAAAAUCGCUACUCCUCCACCGGACAAUACCUCACGUCCUCACCUUGCCUUCUUCGCCGGCGGAGUCCACGGCCCAAUCCGGCCAAUCCUUCUCCACCAUUGGAAAAACCGUGACAACGACCUCCGCGUCUACGAAUACCUCCCGAAAGACCUAGACUACUACUCCUUGAUGCUUCAGUCUAGGUUUUGUCUGUGCCCUAGCGGGCAUGAAGUGGCCAGCCCCAGAAUUGUGGAGGCCAUUUACGCCGAAUGUGUGCCGGUGAUUUUAUCAAAGAGUUAUGUGUUGCCCUUCAGUGAUGUGUUGCGGUGGGAGGCGUUUUCGAUUACAGUGGAUGUGUCGGAGAUUCCAAGACUGAAGGAGGUGUUGAGUGCAGUUCCGGAGGCAAGGUAUAGGAAGCUUAAGAAGGGUGUGAGGCUUGUGAGGAGGCAUUUUGUGUUGAACAAGCCGGCUAAAAGAUUUGAUGUGUUUCAUAUGAUUUUACACUCUAUAUGGCUUAGGAGAUUAAAUAUAAAGCUUGAUCAAUAGAUGUGUAUAUACACCUACUUGAAAGAAAUCAAACAAAUGUCUAAUUAU